AUGAUGCUUCAGAUUAAUAAAGCAGUGGAGCCGGGGCAAGUGUGUUUGACGAGUGUGAAUCGGUACAAAACAGCGGCAGCAGGAGGAUCACCAGGAGGAUGCCUCCGAAACCGAAACCUUGUCAAUGUCGUUGGCAAGAGCAAAUUAGGCGGCAAUAUUUUCAUUUCUUCACCCUCACAACUAGUAGUAGCUCCAACCACACCAAUAGAAAGAAGGAGAUUAAUGGCUACUUCCAACGCCAACGCUGACAUUGCCAACAACAGCCUCUGGCCUAGUAUUCCCUCCUCUUCCUAUGGUGACCCCUGCCUUGAUCUCUUCUUCAACGCCCUCAGACCAGAAUGGAGAGAUGCUAACCCCUGCCUUACAUAUCUGGAGCAACUGCUCCCCUUGGCCUCGUCCCACAAUCCCCUCACCACCCUCAAGCUCAUCUUCACCUUCGAUUCAAUCGAUUUUUCUGACACAAAGUUCGACACGGCCGUGCUUUGGCUCCACCACAACCAUCCCAAGACUCUCUUACGCAACCUCCACUCUAUUGCCAACUUGCCUCUUGUCCGCUAUCAAAGCAGCAGCAAAGGAGAUGGACUUGUAAGAAAGGAGGAUUUCCAGGAAGAGGCCAAGCUUCAGUGGAAGGCAAUGGUGGAGGAGAUAAAGCAGGGUGAGGGUUUGGGCAAAUUCAAAAACUGCUUGGUGGUGGGCUAUGGUGGCCUGGGCUAUAAAGAGUGGAGCUAUCCAGAGGUGGGUUGGAAAUUCUGGUGUCUGAAGUGA
This is a messenger RNA of Prunus armeniaca (apricot), 765 nucleotides long. The record is from the annotation of a GenBank genome assembly. NCBI's taxonomy places the organism in Eukaryota, Viridiplantae, Streptophyta, Magnoliopsida, Rosales, Rosaceae.